Molecule: messenger RNA, 2752 nt
Organism: Capsicum annuum
Lineage: Eukaryota; Viridiplantae; Streptophyta; Magnoliopsida; Solanales; Solanaceae
Product: two-component response regulator-like APRR5
Exons: 9
Coding region: 246-2111 (621 amino acids)
Biological process (GO): cytokinin-activated signaling pathway; phosphorelay signal transduction system
Molecular function (GO): protein binding
Source: RefSeq, a predicted model, not a curated record
AUGAAUAAACCAACUUUCAUUCAUCACCCUUUGAUCAGUUUUCUCCCACUCAAAUUUUUCAGAUAUUUUUUUUGCCAGAUUUUUAGUAGUGGUACAGAGUUGAGAAACGUGACCAACUCCUGUUUUUUACAAGACUUUAUAGCUUCACCAACGAUACUGCUUUUUUACUAUUUUUUUUUUCUCUUACGACUUUGAUAAAGUACGAGGAUAUUUUUUGAAGUGAAACAUAAGCAGGAAUCGAAGAAAUGGGUGAAGUUGUUGUGAGUGGUGAAGGUGAUUUGGAAAUUAUAGGGACAGAUGACAUGGAGUUGCAAGUAGAAACAGAGAACAAGAAUAAGGAAACAGGAGCAGAAGGUGCAGCAGUAACAUCUAGUUCGAUUUUGAAAUGGGAGAGAUUUUUGCCUAAAAUGGUAUUUAGAGUGUUGUUGGUUGAAUCGGAUGAUUCUACAAGACAGAUUGUUGCUGCCCUUCUUAGGAAAUGUAGUUACAGAGUCGCUGCAGUUUCUGAUGGUCUAAAGGCAUGGGAGUUGUUGAAAGGCAGACCUCACAACGUCGACCUAAUCCUGACAGAAGUUGACCUGCCAUCAAUCUCUGGAUACACUCUUCUUACCUUGAUUAUGGAGCACGACAUAUGCAAGAACAUUCCUGUAAUAAUGAUGUCCUCAAACGACUCAGUUAGUACAGUUUAUAGAUGCAUGCUGAGAGGUGCGGCAGACUUUCUUGUCAAGCCUGUUAGGAAGAAUGAAUUAAAGUACUUGUGGCAGCACGUCUGGAGGAGACAAUCUGCAAGUGGAAGUUCCCAGGGGCCUCUUGAUGAAAGUGUUGCACAACCAAAGGUUGAGGCCACAGCUGAAAACAAUGCUUGCAGUAACCAUUCAAGUGGUUAUAAAGCUUGCGUUCAGAGAAACCGGGAAUGCAUUGAGAAAGGAAGUGAUGCUCAGAGCUCAUGCACAAAGCCAGAGUUGGAGAAUGAAGAAGAGAAUGCAGAAGACUUACCGGAAUCUACCCAACCAAAUAGGAAUGCAUCUCUUCCAAAUGCUGCAGAGUUGGAGAAGGAACUACUUUACAAAGCAAGUAAUAGAUUGAGAAUGUCCGAGAAUGAUGCUAGAGCUCCCAUAAAAGAUGCCAAUGCAAUGGUCAGGGGAGAAGAUAUAAAUUCUGAUGAUAACUGCGGUCACAGUCGUACAAUUGGUCAAACUUCUGAUGAAAAUCCUGGUCCUCCAACUACUAUAGAAUGGGAGCGAAAAUGCUCCUGCAGGUAUGUGAACAGGGCAAUGCAGUCUGGACAGUCAACGUCGUCUAAGACUUGUAAUGUACAGGAAUAUGAAACUGAUUCUGAUAAGCAGUUCUGUGGUCAUGCCACUGAUUACAACUCAGACACCCGUGGUCCGAUGACUAGACCUCAAAGUUUUGCCCUUCCUAGCUGCAGAGAACCAGGACCAGCUGAAAUUGGACUUCCUUCUCCUCAGCAGAGAGCGACGCCUCUCCCUAUACCAGUGAGAGGUAUCAGGUUUGAGGGACCAAGCAGUGCCUACAGUUCUAGGAUUGCUCCAAUACUUCGUAUGCCAUCUGGCAUUUCACCACUGCAGAGUCCAGGUUCGGGUACCCCUCGGGAAUCUUCCUAUCAGUCGAAUCCAUUCCUCGUGUUAAAUUGUGAAAGUAGGAGCUCUCAGCAGUUGCACUCACAGAGUGAUCAAAACAACAGUGUCUCGACAGCUUACAAUGAGGGUAAGAGAGGACACAAUUCUGAACCUACACAUGAUUGUCAACGUUUUCCAUCUGCAACUGAUCAAACUACAAAUAGCAUUUGCUGCAAUGGUGAUCUAAACCAUGUUCGUCUGAGUUAUGGAAGCAACGGAAACAUCUCACUUCCACUCAGCAAAACACCAGCAGAGUAUAGGAAAGAAGAAAGCUUUCACACUCCUGAUGGAAAUUCUCAUCGAUCUCAAAGAGAAGUAGCUCUUACAAAAUUUCGCAUGAAGCGGAAAGACAGAUGCUUUGAAAAGAAGGUAAGAUACGAAAGCAGGAAAAAACUUGCUGAGCAGCGUCCCAGAGUGAAAGGACAGUUUGUUCGUCAUGUUCCUAGUGAGUCUUCGCCAGGCAACUCAUAGGCUGAUUGGCAAUAUAGGAAGGAUCACCAAUUCAUCCAACUAGAGGAGGCAGCAGAACAAAUAUAAGAAUGUGUCAAACGACUUGAAAGUCCGUUCUUCCAAAGUUUGAGGAACCAACGAGAGGAUGACCGAGUUUUUAUGAUGCUAAAGUCACUCAACUUUAUGCACUCCACAGUCCACGCUGAUGGUGUCCAUUAUAUUGUUAAUAAGAAUCACAACCUGGUGAGGAAUUCUCUACAUUUUUUUUGAAGGAGGGCAGCCCUGCCUUUUUGAUUGCGCUGAUAAAAAUAUGUAUGGUACAUAUCUCAGUUAACAUAUAUAUAUAUAUAUAUAUAUAUAUAUAUAUAUAUAUAUAUAUAUAUAUAUAUAUAGAUUAGAAACGUUCAAAAAAUACCAAUUUUAUACUCAUGACUAGGAUCAAUUCACCUCUCAUUGUAGUUUUGUUGAAAUGAUCAAAUCGUUUUCCGGUUUUGUAAAUUUUUUUGGAGUCUUUUAGUUGUAGCUCUAGACCUAUGUACAGAGAAUUAACAGAGAUUUUCUGGCGUGCUCUUUGUUUUUUGGUCGUGUUUUGUUUAUAGAAGAAAUUUGUUGUUGAGACAUCUUUACUUAUAUAGUUAAGUAAUAUAAUUUGUUUACUCUAA